Molecule: messenger RNA, 5749 nt
Organism: Chrysemys picta bellii (western painted turtle)
Lineage: Eukaryota; Metazoa; Chordata; Testudines; Emydidae
Gene: GPRIN1
Product: G protein regulated inducer of neurite outgrowth 1
Biological process (GO): neuron projection development
Cellular component (GO): plasma membrane
Source: RefSeq, a predicted model, not a curated record
GCCUCCCCCACGCAUGCUCCCAGCUGCACUAGCCGGCAGCGCCUGGAACAGCGGUGCGGGGCGGCGCGUCUCCCCGAGCCGGACGCGGGGCCGGGGCUCCCCGGGGUCCCGCAGAGCCGCACGCCAGGCGGUGGAGUAGCAUGGGAGAGCCCUGGCCGAGGCAUGGGCAGCACUGAGGAGCCAGAGACCCUGCAGCUGCUCGCACAGGAGGGGGCGGCUGAGGACGCGACGAGCGGCUACCUCCACCACUCCCGCUGUGGGGCCAGCGCGCUGGCCAUGAGGAACUGCUGCGGCACCGAGCCCGGCGGCACCGAGCCCGGCGGCCAAGGCAGCACAGAGAGCCGAGCCGAGGCCCCCGCCAUGGCCCAGCAGUCCUCGCCGGAGCCCGCGGCUGGCGGCCGGGCCUUGGCUCUCAAGGGCCCCGGAGCGGGAGCGGGGCCGUUGGAAAAGGGGGCCGAGCGAACGCCUGUCGCCAGCUUGGGACAGAACGGCGAGCAGAGCUCGGGCCCCUUGACGCGGCCCGAUGGCUCCGUCGUCCCCCAGGGCCCUCCAGCGGGGGCGGGCGCUGCCGUGGCCAGCCCGGGGCCGUGCCUCAAGGGGCACAGCAAGGACCCACCUUGCGCCCCGGCCGCUCUGAAACACGUUGCAUUUCUUGAACCAGCCAACACAGACCCUGAGCCAGACGGUGCCGGAGUCGCCGCGGUCAGUCCGGAGCUGGGUCCGGUGCCUCCCAUGUGCCCGCAGGACCGAAGCCAAGAGCAGCCUGGGGCCUCCAAGGGAGCCGUGUCCUGCUGGAGCGUGGGAGCCCCUGGCGCAGCGCCAUUGUCCGAAGAUGGCGUGGCCACGCCCUGUGGACACGCUGGUGGGAAAGCACCUGCGUCUCUGGCAGAGCCCAAGGCCCAGCUGGGAUCCCCGGCUGCCCCAGGGGCAGGGGGCAACAGGGACAUGGCGCUUCCUUCUCCGGAAGGGACCAAGGAAUCCACCCCGGGAACAGAAGCAGCGUCAGCCCGAGCCAAGGAGACCAGUCCCCCUGCCCCUCUCUCCACCCAGAAAGCCGCGCCAGAGGCCCCCUCUGCUGCUGCUCCCAGCAAGUCCGGGGAGAGCCGGGCGGCUCCAGCUGAGGCCGGAGGGGGACGCGUCCUGCCCCAGAGCACUGCGGAGGGAAGCCCAGUUCAGGAGCCGCGACGAGCAACGGGGACGGAGGUGGGGCCUGGGGAGGAGGCUGCCCGGGAGACCCGGACUGUGGAGCUGCUCUCCAAGACCUACUCGUUUGAGGUCACUCCUCCCCCGCAGGACGCUGGGACUCAGGACACCGGGACGCAGGUCGGCAGCCGAGUGUCGCUGGUGUCCGUGGCCAUCAGCCCCAUAAACCCCCCGGACGGGUCCUCGGCCUUCACCUUCCACAGCCGGGGCCAAGGCCCCUCGGGCCUGAAGAGCCCGGGCCCGGAGCUGAAGCCCUCUAAGAAGGACGCGGAGAUGCAGGUCUCCAUCCCAGUGGAGACCAGGUCUGUGGCCACGGGGCCCAUGACGCCGGUGGCCAAGUCUCCCCAGGCGUCCUACCCCGAGGUGCGCGUAAAGGGGGCGCAGGAAGAGCCGCCCGAGCCCAUCCGGGAAGUCAGCUGGGACGAGAAGGGGAUGACGUGGGAGGUGUACGGCGCCUCCAUGGAGGUGGAGGUGCUGGGCAUGGCCAUCCAGAAGCACCUGGAGAAGCAGAUCGAGGAGCACGGCCGGCAGGUGGUGCUGACGCCACAGAGCACCCGGGCCAGCUCCAUCAAGGGGGCGCCGCAGAAGGGGGAAGUCAAGCGGCCGCCCAGCAUGUUCCGGGCACUUCUGCAGAGCGUGCGCCGGCCCCGCUGCUGCUCCCGGGCCGGCCCCGCCGCGGAGUGAGGCAGCCGCUCGCGCCCUGCUGAGAACGGCAGCCCAGCCCAGGUCGUGGGGUUUCUCAGGCAAUCCCGGGGGCUGGGGUCUCACCCCUCUGGCCCCAGGCUCAGCAGCUCCAGGCACUUGGACCCCACGGUCUCCGGCUCACCCAGCCCAGACACUGGCCACACUGCCCCGCCCCGAGCUGCACACCUGGGCAGGGUGCGGCCUGCAGAGACUUCAGGCCCCAGCAUGCAAUGCUCACCCAGCAAUGUCUGGUUCCAUUGAGAUGGAGCACUGCAUGCUGGGACACGUAAUCCCCACAUGCUGCACCGUGGUCUGCAGGAGGGGUUGCUGAGAUCUGGGGUCAGGGUGCAGCUGACACAGCCGUCCCUCUGCUGGGCAACAUCUGGGCACCCCUGGGUGGGGACUGGGGUUUGUGCAGUGAAGCCCGUGAUGGGAAGGCCAGAAGAAAAGCGGAAGGGGUGGAGGUGGUUGCGGACCAGCCCUUGGGAGCGUGUCUGGCAGGGGGCCGGCUCCUUGCCUUUCCCCCGGUCACAAGCUGAGUUUCCCAAAGCACAAAACUGGCUACCUUAAAGUCCCUCGGCCCAGGUCCUAAGGUCUGGCUCCCCGGACAGCGCCCGGUGCCUGGAGCUGAGCCCUGGCCGCGCCGGAGAGUCCCGCUGCCCCUUGUGCGUUCUGGGGAGACUCCAGCUUCCCGUCAGCCUGGGAACCAGCCGCGCUCUGCCGCCCUGCAAAGCUGCAGUCCUGCUCCGAGCCAGGCGCCCGCUGUGCCAGGCUCCCCGGGGAGGUGGUGGAAGCUUUGCAGUCAGGCUGUGCCCUGCUAGCUGGGCUGGCCUGGGCUGGCUUUGCCGGCGCUCAUGUAUCGCACUGUGGUUUGGAGAGACAAACUCCGGCCUCGCUCCGGGUCCCGAGAGGCUCCUGGCUCUGCAGCCGCUGUCACCGACUCCCGCCCUCGACUGAGCUCAAAGCUUUGCAGACGGGUGUCCUCCCCACGGUGGCACGGGGAGGCAGCCUGUAGCCCUCUGCCCCAGCUCAGCCCUACCCUCCCCACACCGGAGCACCCGGGGGCAGGCGCUGCUGCGUGGUGCAUCCCUGGAGCCUCCCCGUCCCACUGGCCACUCCCGCCCGCUGCACAGGUGCUCAGUGGGCGUGCCAGGGUGGGUGGGGCAGGGAGGCGUAGCUGCGCCGGCAGAUGGCACAGGCCCUGGCAGCAGGGCUCAGGCCGCCCAAUUGUCUCCUACCAAAGGGCUUGUGAGUGGAGAAGUGCCGAGCCCUGAGCCCCCAGCGAGAGCCCCGGAGAGGAGAGCAGCUGGGCUGCAGGCCUUAGCCCUCGUGCCGGGGAAAUGGCACCUGCCCAGCGCACGGAGCGGUGUCUGCCAUCGCCAGACCAGGAGGUGCAGGCUCCGGGCAACUGGGUUUCUGGGGGGAGUUUCAGGAGGCCCCUGGGAGUCCAGCCCCAAACUAACCUGAACUCCCGGCUUACAGCCAAGCAUCUGGAGGGGCCAGUGGGGCUGAGCCAGGCCUGUGUGGCCAGAGGGGCUAGUGCUGCCGGACCCAGUAACGGACCCCCAGGCUCUGCUUGCCGCCUGGGCCUAGGGAGCAGCGGCCCAGCUGGGUGGGGGCAGGGGCCCAGCCUGCGGCCUUUGUUCUCAUGUCAGUCAGGCAAGGCAGGUCCCUCCCGCUCCCCCUUGGCUCAGCGGGGACCUGGCAGACGGGCUGGAAUCUGAGCUGGUUCUGACCCAACAGCUCAGGUUCCUGUGCUCCCUUCUCAGCGGGAUCCCAGCUCAUCACGCUCCCGGCACCAGUAGCCAGGUGCCCCAGCGGGCUCCACAGAGCGGGGGGGCGGGGGGUCUUGGACUCCAGGCCACGGUGCCAAGGCCACAAACCAAGCCAAUUGCCUGAGAAACCCAGACCACUGGGCAACGUUCAUGUCCUGUCUGGGCAUCCUGCGUGUGUGUCUGUGGGGCCUUGCGUCUCAGCGUGUGCAUGUGUCUGUGUGUGUGUGUCAGCGUGUGCGUGUGUCUGGGUGUCCCUGCGGGUCCCUGAGUGUGCAUGUCACUGCGUGGGCAUAUGUGGGUCCCUGCGUGUGCGUGUGUCUGUGUCCCCCUGCAUGGGGGCGCAACCGUGCAUCUCCCUGUGGGUCUGCGUGUCCCUGCGUUGGGGCGUGGCCGUGCGCCCCUGAAGUCCACGUGGUUUUCAGAUCACAAAGGGGUUUGUUGGCACUUUUCACGUUCGGGGUUUUUCAGGGGAGAUUUUAUUGAACUGUGUUUGAAUUUUCUGGCUUUUUCAAGGACUCGCGCGGCGGCGUUUCCCCCCAGAGCUGCUUGCUCCGGUGGCGUGAGGAGCCGUUUCCUUUUCUUUCCUCUUCUACAAACUUCCUUCAUGGUGGGAUUUCGUGGUUUGUCUCUGGAAACAAACCGGGCAGGCUGAGCUCAGCCGAGCGCCAGGGUAUGUGAGGGGGGGAGUCACCGCUUCCAGGACACACCCCAGCCAGAGCUGGGGGCAGCACCAGCCCCUGCUGCUCCGACAUUCACCCUGGCAAAGCCCACACCGCAGUGGGGCUGGGGACAGAGCCUGCUGGUGGUUCCUGUGUAAAGACCUCACCCCCCGUCCCCCCGGCUGCUUGGGCCUCUGCCCUGGUGCAGCUCGUGAAAGCGACCUGAGCCCGAGCUGCAGAGUGGGAGCGCGGGCGGACGUGGGGGCAGAGGCUGCGCCCGGGGAGCUGAUGCUGGUGAUGGUGGUGAUCAGUGCCCCUAGCUUGCUGCACGAGGAUCAGUGCCCCUAGCUUGCUGCACGAGGAUCAGUGCCCCUAGCCUGCUGCACGAGGCAGCUCCUGCUCCACACAAGGACCCUCAACACCAGCUCCUCGGCGCCUGCCCAGGUCCAUAGAGCUGGGGGCUGCUGACUGCCUGCGGGAAAGGAGCAGAGAGGUGCCCGGCUCCAUGGCACGACUGGGGAUUGGCCCAGGCAGGAGGGGGCCAGAGAGAGAUGCAGAGCCAGCGUGUGGUGAGAAGGACCCAGCUGCUUCUCUCUCUGGGCUGGGUGCCUCUCAGGAUGCACCCUGCUGAGCCGGGGGCAGUGAGCGGGGCGCAGGCCCAGCGUGGGGCGUGAGCUUUUGCAGGCAGCUGGCCUGGUGCAGGUGGGCAUGGCAGGCGUGUCUGCCCCCCUGGGCUGCCCAGCCCUGGAGCAGGCGUCCCCAUUUGUUCCGAGAGUCACGUCCCUGCAGUCCUGCCGCUGGGGGGAACCUGGCCCUAUGAACCCUGAGGCCCAAAGGGCAGUGGGUGCUAGGUGCCCAGUUUCAACGCCACACGCCUUGGAGCCCACCCCUCCGGGGUGUCCCAACAGAGGCCCUGCCUGGGCAGCGGGGAGAGGGCACUGGGGUGCAGCUGCAGGGGCGCUUGGAGGCAGGUGCCUGCGGGCUCUACCCACAUCCCUCCCUUACCCUGCUGUCUCUCUCACCCAGGGGCACUUGCCAGGCCAUAGCCCAGUGCGGAGGCCCUGGUGCCCCACCUGCUCUGCCAGGCCAUGCUGCAAAGCCAGAUGGUAGCAACUGAAGUAGGUGUCAAUCAUGUGACUUUCCCGGCCAAUCAGCCUGCAGGAUACCCUGGAUGUCCCAUGUACACGAGGACCCACCCUGGCCCUUGGGCACCAGCUCUGCCCCCGGAGGGGGGGGGAGCCAUGCGCUCCCAGGGGGAGCAGGGCAGCCCAGGGAGAGCCCAUCACAUUCCUGCCUCUCCAGCCAAUCAGCACACAGGGCUCACUCACUGGCUGAAGUGCACCUUUUCAGCCAAUCAGUGUACAGGAUUCCCGGGCAGCUGAUUGGCCAAUGUUAAGAGAUGUUAAGAGUAACAAGAAGGGUUUCUUC